AUGAUAGGAGGCUUGAAAAACUAUGUAGAAAAACCCACCUUGCCCAGUCCUACACUUCCACAUCACCCAUUGUCCAGAAACUCGGCCCAAAAAGGGAUAUUUUUCGAUGUCCAAUCAACCACACCUGUUGAUCCAAGAGUUCUCGAUGCUAUGCUUCCGUUUUACACGACAGUAUUUGGAAAUCCACAUUCAAGAACACAUAGAUAUGGAUGGCAAGCAGAGGCUGGGGUCGAAAAGGCCAGAUCUCAAGUUGCCUCUCUAAUUGGAUGUGAUCCAAAUGAAAUAAUAUUCACCAGCGGGGCAACCGAGAGUAACAACCUAGCGCUUAAAGGCGUUUCUGGAUUUAAGCUGAAAGAAGGAAAGCCCGUUCAUAUAAUAACAUUGCAAACAGAGCAUAAAUGUGUUCUUGAUACAUGUAGGAAUCUGGAAGAGAAUGGAAUAGAGGUUACAUAUCUUCCGGUUGGGAAGGAUGGAGUGGUUGAUAUUGAAGACAUCAGAAGAAAUAUAAAAGAGAAUACUGUUUUGGUGUCUGUAAGUGCUGUGAAUAGUGAAAUAGGGACAAUCCAGCCAUUGGGAGAGAUAGGAAAGCUAUGCAAAGAAAAAGGGGUUCUCUUCCAUACCGAUGCAGCACAAGGGGCGGGAAAGAUGAAAAUCGAUGUUAAUGAAAUGAAUAUAGAUCUUUUAAGUAUGUGUGCUCAUAAAAUAUAUGGCCCAAAAGGAAUAGGUGCCUUGUAUGUUAGACGAAGGCCUAGGGUUAGGAUGAUUCCGCUAAUUAAUGGAGGAGGCCAGGAAAGAGGACUCCGGAGCGGAACAGUUGCAUCUCCUCUAGCUGUAGGGUUUGGGAAAGCAGCAGAAAUAUGCUCGAAGGAGAUGAAAAGAGACUUUGAAUACAUCAAAAAGCUUUCAGAUAAGUUAAAGAGUAUAUUUAAAAAGAAUAUUGAAGGAGUGAUCAUCAAUGGAUCUGAGGAUGGAAACCCAGGAUGUGUGAACGUAUCAUUUCCAUUUGUUGAAGGAGAAAGCCUUCUUAUGUAUCUUAAAGAUAUAGCCUUGAGUAGCGGAAGCGCUUGUACCUCUGCUUCACUGGAGCCAUCUUAUGUGCUAAGAGCAUUGGGCAGAGAUGAUGAGGUAGCUCAUUCUUCAAUAAGAUUUGGAAUUGGAAGAUUCACAUUGCCCCAAGAAGUUGAUGUGGUAGCAAGCAGGACUAUUGAAGCGGUUAGGAAGUUAAGGGAAAUGUCGCCUCUCUACGAGAUGGUUAAAGAGGGAAUAGAUUUAAGUAAGAUCAAUUGGACUUCAUAG
Messenger RNA from Encephalitozoon romaleae SJ-2008, 1296 nucleotides. RefSeq names its product cysteine desulfurase. Gene Ontology annotation, biological process: [2Fe-2S] cluster assembly. Gene Ontology annotation, cellular component: mitochondrion; cytosol. NCBI's taxonomy places the organism in Eukaryota, Fungi, Microsporidia, Unikaryonidae. The record is from RefSeq and is a predicted model, not a curated record. The coding region runs from base 1 to 1296 and encodes 431 amino acids. Gene Ontology annotation, molecular function: cysteine desulfurase activity; pyridoxal phosphate binding. The transcript has a single exon.